Symbiodinium necroappetens is the source of this 381-nucleotide messenger RNA. The record is from the annotation of a GenBank genome assembly. Lineage: Eukaryota; Dinophyceae; Suessiales; Symbiodiniaceae.
GAUGGCGCGGUCCUCCGCACCGCCUUGCGGCGCAAACACGCCACCUACCCGGAGCUCGCUGACGGGCGCGCGCAAGCCCUCUGCGUGCUCGGCUGCGAGGUGGGUGGGCGGUGGAGCACCGAUGCGGUGAUGCUGGUCAGGCGCCUCGUCGCCCUCCGCGCGCUCAAAGCCCCUCCGGCGAUGCGCGCCCCCGCAAAAGCCGCGUGGGCGUGCCGCUGGUGGAGCGUGCUCUCCGUCGCGGUCCAACAGGCCGUUGGUCACACUGCGCUAGGGCGCGCCCGGGCCAUGCCGGGCCCGGCACACACUGAUGCGCCGGACCUGAGCGAGGUUUUGGAUUUGGCCGACCCGGAAGGGCCGAGCCGCUUGCCGCUGUGCGGCUGA